Molecule: messenger RNA, 1685 nt
Organism: Astyanax mexicanus (Mexican tetra)
Lineage: Eukaryota; Metazoa; Chordata; Actinopteri; Characiformes; Acestrorhamphidae
Product: zinc finger protein ZFP2-like
Exons: 2
Coding region: 219-1277 (352 amino acids)
Biological process (GO): regulation of transcription by RNA polymerase II
Cellular component (GO): chromosome
Molecular function (GO): chromatin insulator sequence binding
Source: RefSeq, a predicted model, not a curated record
CCAUAACCCGGAUGAGGCUGAGUUUAUUCUCCCGUAGAGCCGGAGGAAGAGCAGGAUCAUCUGAAGUACAGAAGAAACUAAAAUAUUCCAGGGUUUUCUCCAAGAUUCAUCAUCGACCAGGAUAUUUAACAUAGAGCAAUGUUCAACUGCUGAAAGAGGUGAAGCACAAGCCGUCCAGAAGAAUCUCUUUGAUACAUUUCAUAUAGCCAAGUCCCGGCAUGGAGAAUCUCAAAAUACAGCAGCACAUUCACACGCGAGAGAAACCGUAUCAUUGCCCAGACUGUGAGAAGAGUUUUACUACUCAGAGUAAUUUCAAUCUGCACCAGCGCAUUCACACAGGAGAGAAACCGUAUCACUGCUCAGACUGUGGCAGGAGUUUUAAUCGACAGAGUACUCUUAAAAUACACCAACGCAUUCACACAGGAGAAAAACCGCAUUACUGCUCCAACUGUGGGAAAAGAUUUACUAAACAGAGUGAUCUCAAACUGCAUCAGCGCAUUCACACAGGAGAGAAACCGUAUCACUGCUCAGACUGUGGGAAGAGUUUUACUCAACAGGUUAAUCUCAGAAUACAUCAGCGCAUUCACACCGGAGAGAAACCAUUUCACUGCUCCGACUGUGGAAAGAGUUUUAGUCGACAAACUGCUUUCACACUACACCAACGAAUUCACACAGGAGAGAAACCGUAUUACUGCUCAGACUGUGGGAGGAGUUUUAUUCAACGGGCCAGUCUGAAACUGCAUCAGCGCGUUCACACAGGAGAGAAACCGUAUCACUGCUCAGACUGUGAGAAGAGUUUUUCUACACAAAAUCUUCUCAAAAAUCACAAGCGCAUUCACACAGGAGAGAAACCGUUUCACUGCUCAGACUGUGGGAAGACUUUUACUCAACACAGUCAUCUCCAAAGUCACCAGCGCAUUCACACAGGAGAGAAACCGUAUUACUGCUCAGAUUGUGGGAAGACUUUUACUCAACACAGUCAUCUCCAAAGUCACCAGCGCAUUCACACAGGAGAGAAACCGUAUUACUGCUCAGACUGUGGGAGGAGUUUUAAUCAACAGAGUCAUCUCAAAAGUCACCAGCGCAUUCACACAGGAGAGAAACCGUAUCACUGCUCAGACUGUGGCAAGAGUUUUACUGAACAGAGUCAUCUUAAAAAGCACCAGCGCAUUCACACAGGAGAGAAACCGUAUCACUGCUCAGACUGUGGCAGGAAUUUUACUCAAAACAGUCAUCUCAAAAAUCACCAAUGCAAUCCCACUGUUCCACCGCAAUAAAAAGUGCAAAUCCUAAAUCUUUGGCAGCCAAAACACCUUAUUCUACGCAAAAUCCUCCCUUUGACACUCGGGGCACAUUCCACCAGAAAUUGUGAUUGCUGUUUACAAAGCACCGGAUGCUAAUGCUAACUACGCGCUGAAGGAGCUUUAUGACAACAUCAGCUCCUUUCAGAACAAGCAUCCGGACCAGGCCUCCAGCUUGACACUUCCACAUGCUGAGGGAUGAGAGGACCAUUUCAGCGAAGCUGUCCUUUCACUUCAAUUCAUUUCUGUGUGUCUUUGAACAAAUAAUAAAUGUUUUCCGCAACGUUUCCGAUUAUGACACGGCCCAUGUUCUUUUUUUUUUUUUUUUUUUUUUUUUUUUUAACAAAGAACGAAUUUUCUGAAAUUUGAUCUAUAAGAUUAGUA